ACACUGCAGAGCGGGUGCUUGUGGCUCCGAGCCCGAAAUGACGAUUCUUACCGGAGAUUCCCGAAGACCGCCGACCUCAAAUUCUCCACGCACACGACAUUUACCGAAACUCAUCAGCUACUCCCGAUCUGGCCCCUAUUGAAGUCUGUUGUUGUCGGGUAGGGGGUGAUGAGGUGGACGAAAUUAGCGAAAUAAAAAAUAAAAAAGCAGAUUUCCACUCCUGAGCCCCUCCCAGUUUUGUGAUUUUUCGGAGUCGAGGAUUGACGAAGACCGACGACUCAAGAUGAAAGUUAUCAGCGCUGCAGUGCUUAGCGCCCUGCUCUGCACCGUCGUUUCAGCAUCUUUGAAAGUUAAAAAGGAAGACAAGACAGCCUUCUUUGGAGAGGACAUUCACAUCGACGUCCCGCCUGGGAACCUCGGUGAGGUUGUGUUCAAACCCAGGACCAACCGGUCGGCCGAGGUGGUUCUGCUGCGAGCAGGCGUGGUGGUGACCCCGCGGGGCCAUCUCAACUCUCUGGGCCACCUGGUGCUGGAGGACAUGCAGGAGGAGGACGAGGGGGAGUACAUCAUUAGGAACACCGACCACCCCAACGCAGUCAAGCACCUCAACCUCUUCGUCAGGGAUUGCUCUUUGGAGCAAGUGGUGAAGUACGGAGAAACUUACUACAUCCAUCUCAACCAGGUGGAAGGCCCCAUCACGCUGGAGUUCAGGCCCGGUCUGGUUCAGGCCAAUCACAGUGAGAUACAUGAUACAGUUGAGCCUCCACCUGUGGUGCUGUACAACCAGACGGCGGUGCUGGCAGACUAUGUGGACCGUCUCAGCGUGUCAGAGAAGCGAGUGACGCUGCACUCGGUCAGGAUGACGGACGAGGGGAGCUUCACAGUGCUGGACCGUGAGGGCAAAGUCAAGAGGAGGAACUGUCUGAAUGUCAGAGAACACCAGAACUUCCUGCAUCUCUCUCAUGGAGAAAACCUGAAGGUGAAACUCUACCGCCAAUAUUCCAAUGUUAACAUUGUCUACAGGCCCAAAUCAGGCAAUCAGGACCAGGUCAUCCUAGACAAGGGGGUUCUGGUGACGCCGCUGGAACCUCAGUUGGAGGGCAGGCUGACCGUGGAGGGGUCAGAACUCAGCAUAAAGAAGGUCCAAGUGGCAGACUCGGGUGUCUUCAAAGUAACAGACCUGGCUGGGUUUCCUGUGGCUCAUGUCUACAUAGAGGUAGAAGCCUAUAAGCUGCCUCCCCUGACAGUUGCCAUCCUCUCCCUGCUGAGCGUGAUCGCCUUCAUGCUGCUGGUGUGCCUGCUGUCGUGCAUCUACAGAGUGCACAAGAGGAACGAGAAGAACAAGAAGCUGAUCCUCCUUGCUCAGCAGGCCGGCAAGGGAGACGGCGAAGCUUUCAGACAGGUGGUCCAUGACGCUUACAACAAGUACACCGAGGAAUCUCUGAUGGAGUCUGUGAGUGAGAAGCCCACGGAGACCACCGAGGUAACCAUAAAGGGCCUCGAGGUGUCCAAACCAGGCCGCUACCACACUCUCUCCUCAGACAAUUUUCUGGAGAUGAGUGACUCUGGAGUGGAGUUCACCCACUCCGGCCUCCCACUGGACAGUGACACUGAUGCGAUGACCUACGCCUCCCACAAGCCCCUCCUGAAUGCCGUCUUCCCUACAGCCAUGACCGAAGAAGUUCACAUCGACAGCCCAGAGGCCGCCGUGGCCCCCCACGGCGACCUCAGCGCCAGCCGGACCCCUGACUCCGCCAUGAGUGCCAGCCCCGCCUCCAAUCCCCGCUCACUCGCAGUUGCCACCCCCGAUGGCAGCCUGCACGGUGCUGUCUCACCGGGGACGGCCUCCGGGGGCCCAGCUGGGCCAGCUUUAGCCAAAACGGAGGGAGGGGCUGAGAGCGAAGAAGCUGUGCAGAAAGAGGAAUUGGCUCAGAGCACCUGAGAGGAUGCACCAGGGUGUGUGUUUUUUUUUUUUUUUAUCUCAUGCUCCUCAUACAGCAAUGACAUCCACAACAAUCUGGAUCUGUCUAUCAUGUCCAAACAUCAGAGUCCUUGAACACUGCAUUUGAAACAUCAUAGACAAAAUAUUCAUGCUAGGAUUCAGAUGUCAGUUUAGCCUGAAAUCAAAUAAUAAUAAAAAAGGCAAGUUGCACAAAAUGCACAAUACAAAAUGUAAUGCACUUACCACUGAAACAAAAAAUGGAUGCGAAAGGUCAAUCUUUAGCUCUAUCAAAAGAAGAACAAAGCCUUUCUGAGCAUAUGGAAAAUGCAUGCAUUUAAAUUAACCAUUACGGUAGAUAUAGUUCGGAUCUGACGUUAGAGUAGACUGACUGCAUGCAAGCUUCGAUGAGCCGAAGAUGCACCGGCUCAAAGGGAAGUUACGAUGAUGUGAAAAGGGGAAAAAGCUCUCAGCGCUUUCAGGAAAACGCCUAAAUGGGAUGAAAUUUUUUUCACCACCUGUUGAAUGUCAAAAAUAAUUACAGGAGCCCGACAGUUUCGACAGGUGGAGUCAGCAAGCUCCGAGUAAUCAGACAAUAAUUUCUAAGACCAAGGCUACUGAUAACAACAGCUAAGAGCUUCUCCUGCAUGGAGUCGAAUCACAGCGUGUUACCUCUGACAGCACUUUUGUCUGCUUUCACAGCAUCAGACAAACACUGCGAUGAUUGCAUUUCAUCCCACCCACACACAGACUCUAUUAACAAUACGAGUAUGUCAGAAGGCGUCUCCGUCUCUCAGACACAAUUCCAUGUCUCGGCACUCAUUCACUCUGAUAUCCUCAACGUUUUCUCUCUGAAAAACCUGAAAACUGAAACAAGCUCUUUCCUACUCGAGUGGUUAUUUUCCUUUCUCUCACAUAUUUUGUGCCACAUCUCAUUUGAAGGCAUAAUCUAAAGAAACCUGUCCGCCUUGUGUCACUCACGCUAAUGAUCAAUUCCAGAUAAAACACCCACAAGAACGACGGCUAACUCUAGAAACUAUAUUCAUCUGGGUUUUUUUGGUUUUGUUUUUUUAACCCAGUGGGGUUGUCACAAGCCCUAUCAGUGCAAAAUAAAAUUAGGAGAAGACUGUGCAUCACUCCUGGGACUUUUGGAACAGCUCUCGAUAACAUAAUUGGAUUCUUGGUCUCUUUUCAGAAGGACCGUUUCACGGACACCAUAGAGUGAGAAGCGGUGAUAAAAGAGACGCCAGAGAUGGAACCGGCGACUAUUCGGGGAACCGAUAAAUGACUUGCAUGAUUUAAAGUGUCCUAUUUUCAUCUCGGCUCCCGUCCAUCAGACGGGGCUCUGAUUAUUGUAGCCCAGUUGUUUGCCAAAAUGAAGUGACUGGAAAGCAGUCGGAUCAAUCUGAGAUAACAAUGCAUUCUGCAGCCCCAAUGGAAUGAGACUGAAUAACAGUGAUUAUGAAAAGGGUGUGUGGGUGUGUGGGUGUGUGUGUGUGUGUGGAGGGUGGGUUUGAUACGCAGCAGCCAACACUAUUAGACAUUCAAUGCUCUGCAUGGAGACGUGAUUCCUUCCAGCUCAGGAAAAAUAGGAAAUGAGAAAUAGGUGGUCAUUCUGAGUAUUAAAAAAAAUUCUGAAUGAAUGGUUAAUAUCAAUAACGCAAAAAAAAUAAUAAUGGUAAGUCCCUACACUUGCUGCUUGUGCUCUAUGAAUUCAACCCCACCAACUGUGCAACAUACUAUUCAGUCGUGCUACCAUUAACUGUACCAGUAAUAGUGUGUAGUUUGUAUGGUAUAGGAAGGUCACAUGUUUACAACCACUCCAGUUUAAAUGUAUUCAGCUUUUCUGUGAUCAGGUUAGGCCUUUUAUUGAGUCAUGGGCAUUCAAAUCCCAAAAACCUCUAGUUUGUACUAGAUAUUUGUUGCUGUAAAGAGCUCUAAAGCAUGUGUGGGGAUGACAGAGGAUGGUGGUACAGAUGUACCACAGGUAGCUCGUAAAUGUCAUCCUUGGAUAAUAUCUGUAGUCACCGUUUUUGUUCAUCUUUAAUUACACACUUAACAACAAUAAACACAUUUCGUCAAAGAAAGACAAGACGAGUGAUACCACAGAAAAUACAGAUGAGAGAGAGAGUGGAAACAGUGGCAUAAGUUCAAAGCUAUUUAAAGAGAAGCAUGAACAGUGAGUUAAAUUAAUCUCCCGCAGCCAUUACAACUGCUUUUGACUAAUUGGUUCCCUUACCUUGCUGGGGAAGAAGCCUGCGGGCUAAUUCAGGUCACAGGAAACUGAUUUACAUGAAUGACAUUUUACAGAUUGAGAGCGAGACAUCUCACACUGCUGAGGAAAUUUUGUCCAAACCAAACAUGUCCAACAGUCUGUGCUAGUUGCACACUGAAGUGCAGCACUUUUACACCUUUGGGGGAUCAAUCACAUACUUCACCUACUGAAACACACCAAAAACAUAGUUAUCUUCAUCACAACCAACAAGUCCUCCAAACCAUACGACCACAGAGGUUGAUCAUUCUUAUACGACACAUAGAAGCGCCCAUAACUGUGGCAGGAAAUAAGACACACAGGAGCGUUUUCCGUCCUUGUGUCGGUCUCUUUAAAACAUGCGUUAUUACGUUACUACUAUGCGCAAUUACUGUGGCCACUAGAGGGUGACGCCGCCUAACAAUAAAACAUAAACAAGGGUUGUAAUUGCGAUUGUACAAACGACUCAUGGAGUCCAUUUUCAGAGGAGGACAGUCUCAUCAUUACAGGGCUCACUGUCCCUAAAAUCCCAUUCAGAUGUCCCUGAUAUUGUUGCCAUUGACAGCUGUCAGCCUCAACAAGACGUCAGACAGACACAAGAAAAGCACAACAUUUAACAUGUGAUCCUUUUAAAACAAGAAAAAGAUUCACAUUGUAUUUAAAAAAGGGUAAAAAAAAAUAAGUAGCAGCAAUUUUAAAUGCAAUAUAUUGAUCUGCUCAAAAUGACUAGUUCCAUAGGACAAUGCAGUUUGGUUGGAGUCUUUAUUGACUACAUAAGUAAAAUGUUAUGUUAUAUAUAAUGUUAUAUAUAUAUAUACAUAUAUAUAUAUAUAUAUAUAUAUAUAUAUAUAUAUAUAACGUAUAUAUGAGUGUGCAAGAAAGAUGUGUGUAAAAUGACUUGCAUACUCUACUCACUCAUUGUGUGGCUGUUUUGCUUGUGCAGGGACUUCACUUGAUCAGGUAUAUUUAUAUACCAAGAGGCAACAGUAAGGCUCCCAAAACUGACUUUGUGUAUGAUGUAAAUACAGGUUGAUUCAAAUGAGCUCUGAUAAGAAGGUUAGGUGGAUUAAUGACACAUUGAUAGUCAAAGGAUUGACUGAUUGUCAAUGAAAUCUAAGCAAUAUUCAUUAUAAUGGCACUGAGAUAUCACUAAUAUCCACCAGAAGGAAAGGGGAAUCAGUCACUCCUAGGUGUAUUUUCCACUGUUGUAAAUAUAAAGUUAUGGGAUCUGCAUGUGUAAAAAAAAAAUUGUGUGAACAUACUAUGUUUCUUAUUGCAAGGCUUAUGCAAGAUUUUAUACUCAAAACGCUGCUUUGAUCCUUUAACCACAAGUACACAGCAGAUAGAAAACAAACACAUAGUGCUGGAGACGCCUUCAGCUGGGAAGACACUUCCUGUCUAACUCAGUUUGUCAUGUUUACGCAUUUGGGUCACAGUGAGGCUGUGUGAAAUCCUUUCAUCAACACCUGCUUCAGCAGUGUUGGAGUAUCCGUAGUCACCUCAGGGGUGCACUGUUUGACACCGUAACAGUGCUGUUGCUUUUAAAACCAGGUUGUUGGAUAGCAGGACAAAGACAGACAAAAGUACAGAAAACCAACAUUUAAAAAGAUUUAGAUUUAGAUCCACAUUUCACUGGCUUACACCCAUUGAGAUGCAUGGAGCAACCAAGAAAGUUAAGAAAUGCAGGCCUCUGUAAUGCCAGAUAUCACACAUAAGUCAAAUAAUAUUUACAAAAAGGCUUAAAGUGUUGGCUUUAAUCUGCCCAGAAAAAGAUGACAACAGAGCAACUUUGCUAAAUGAAUUCAUGAUUUCAGUGGAAUGUGAAGUUUUUACAUUUAAAUACACUGAUACUGUAUUUUAGAAGCCAGCAAUGCCGCCUGUCUCAGAGCUUUUGUGAAUAUAUCAAGCUGUUUUUUUAAAGAUUAUUUUUUUGGGCUUUUCUGCCUUUAAUGGACAGGACAGCUAGGUGAGAAAGGGGAGACAUCCCCACAGGUGGGACUACAAUCUCGGACCUCUGCAUUGAGGCUUCAUAAACCUCUGUAAAUGUGCACCAGUUCUAUCAACUGAGCCAACCCAGCCACUAUAUCGAGCUGUUUUGAGUGAAGACGUAAUACAUAACACGUUUCAUUCUUGGUAUACAUUGCAAAGCUUCUGUUAGCGGACACUUGAUCAUUGUGCAGGGUGAAGGGGCUCGAGCCUCCAUUGGAUUUUGGCAUGUGCUUAUUGGAAUAAUAACAGCUGAUGAAGGCUUUAUGAAAGGAUUUCACUUUCCGUCAUUCAACCUUGUCCGUGUUUUUUUCGGUUUCAUUACACAUCAGAGCCGCUAUUCACAAAGCCUGUCAGAACAGAAGUGCUGAUCCGUGUGUGUGUAGGGCGAGAUUUAAUAAAACGUCCUUUCAAUUCUGGUGGAUUCAAUCUUCUGUUAAUCUACUAUUCUCUCUAAUUCCAAAGAAUGUAAUGAAAAACCAUGAAAUGAUGUCUGCGGUGUCUCAGUUUGCUGAUAGACCGACCUCUGAUCAUAAUAGAAAUUUGCUUUACCGCAAAAAUAUCAGAAGUACUGUCAACUGCAAUUUCUGACACUGAGAACAAUUAAUUUGAAUUCACUCCAGUGCAGCUCAGUGGCUCCCACUGGGAUUGAAUUUAGUCUUAUCUUUGAUUCGUGACAGAUAAUUGGAGAAAAUAACUGAAAAACCACUGAUGGUUGGCACUCUUAAGCUGAAAUACAGUAGGAAACACACACAUGGACAAACUGAUCCCAGUUCAGCUGCACUCCUCCUCUGGGCUACAUGGAGAAUUAAUCAGAAAUGCAUUGCACGCUGUCUGCUUGACAAUUAUUUUGUAGUCACACGCCUGUUGCCAUUGUGAUACUCCCAACACGUUCUUUUGUACAAGAAAAUAAGUCCAAAAAAGAAUUUUCAUGUAGUCAGUGUGUUUACUUUGGGACAAACGUAGCUCAUCCUUAACUAGUGCGUUUACUGGAGAG
Molecule: messenger RNA, 7173 nt
Organism: Etheostoma spectabile (orangethroat darter)
Lineage: Eukaryota; Metazoa; Chordata; Actinopteri; Perciformes; Percidae
Exons: 10
Coding region: 284-1942 (552 amino acids)
Biological process (GO): negative regulation of T cell proliferation; cell surface receptor signaling pathway; T cell costimulation
Cellular component (GO): external side of plasma membrane
Source: RefSeq, a predicted model, not a curated record